Molecule: messenger RNA, 1307 nt
Organism: Alligator sinensis (Chinese alligator)
Lineage: Eukaryota; Metazoa; Chordata; Crocodylia; Alligatoridae
Gene: APIP
Product: APAF1 interacting protein
Exons: 7
Coding region: 36-758 (240 amino acids)
Cellular component (GO): cytoplasm
Molecular function (GO): metal ion binding; methylthioribulose 1-phosphate dehydratase activity
Source: RefSeq, a predicted model, not a curated record
GGGAGGAGCGAAGCGGAGGCUCCGCCCCCUCCGACAUGGCGCAGGCGGCGGCCGAGCACGACGGCGUCAACCUGGGCCUGAAGCAGGACAAGUUGCAUCCAAGAAAUCUAAUUCCAGACCUCUGUAGACAGUUCUAUCAAUUAGGCUGGGUCACAGGAACUGGGGGAGGAAUCAGCUUGAAACAUGGUGAUGACAUCUAUAUUGCUCCAUCAGGAGUGCAGAAGGAAAGAAUUCAGCCAGAAGAUCUAUUUGUUUGUGACAUAGAAGAACGGGACAUUAGUGUGCCUCUACCACACAAGAAACUAAAGAAAAGCCAAUGCACCCCUCUCUUUAUGAAUGCCUACACUUUAAGAGGAGCAAGUGCUGUAAUCCAUACUCAUUCCAAAGCUGCUGUUAUGGCCACUCUUCUCUAUCCAGGAAGUGAGUUUAAAAUCACCCAUCAGGAGAUGAUAAAAGGAAUCAAGAAAUGCAGUUCAGAAGGCUAUUACAGGUAUGAUGAUAUGCUAGUUGUCCCCAUCAUUGAAAAUACACCAGAAGAGAAAGAUCUCAAAGAACGAAUGGCACGUGCAAUGGAGAAAUACCCAGACUCCUGUGCUGUAUUGGUCAGGCGUCAUGGAGUUUAUGUAUGGGGAGAAACUUGGGAAAAAGCCAAAACAAUGUGUGAAUGCUACGAUUACUUGUUCGAUAUUGCAGUGCAGAUGAAGCAGCAUGGACUAGACCCAACAAAACUUCCAACAAAAGAACAUGGGAUCAUAUAAACCACCACAACACAAUACUAUAACAAACCAUAUAUAUAUAUAUAUAUGCAGAAAGCAAUGUGAAAAAAAGUUAGAACUGAAUACAGAACCGUGAAACAUGCUGUGCACAUCAGAUCCAUGCCACCCCACCUUAUCUAAUACAGUUGUGUUAUGUCUUUUAAAGCUGAAGGGUAAUAAGUGUUACCAAAAACAGCAAGUGGAGGAAACCCCAGUCAUACAAACUGAGCCAGUAAGCUUUGUGCCUAUUUCAGGAUGAGGGCUCUGGUUUCUCUCCCUUUUUUUUUUUACGGCUUUAUAAGUUGAAUGAGUGGAAAUUAAUGCCUUUUCAUUAUUGGUUUUGAAUGUGUAAAUGAUAAGAUGAUGAUUUUUGCAGCGUGGCAAGUUUGUGAGGCAUAUUUCUUCCAGUGUGCUGCAAAUAAGUAUUGAUAAUAUUUUAAUACAGUUUUUAUGAAUUAUUUUUAAUUACUUUUGUUUCACUUACUAAACUGGAUGCUGGUUUGAUCGAGCAACUUCUUUUUUGAAAAGUAAUAAAAAAGGUAGUAAAAAUGA